Molecule: messenger RNA, 5417 nt
Organism: Fopius arisanus
Lineage: Eukaryota; Metazoa; Arthropoda; Insecta; Hymenoptera; Braconidae
Gene: DopEcR
Product: G-protein coupled receptor DopEcR
Exons: 5
Coding region: 610-1551 (313 amino acids)
Biological process (GO): cellular response to hormone stimulus; G protein-coupled receptor signaling pathway
Cellular component (GO): plasma membrane
Molecular function (GO): peptide binding; G protein-coupled receptor activity
Source: RefSeq, a predicted model, not a curated record
GGCGCAAGCGUUGUGUGAUAUUCAUCGAUACCCUGACGGGGCCCGGGCCACGACGUUCACCAGUGAACGGUAGAGGCCGUCCUGUCAGUAGUAAAGCCCGGGCUCAUCAGCUGCGGCUGUCUUCGGGCUUUUUUGACAAGUCAUUAAUUUCAUUUAUUUGUGAAUUGUUUUAUUUUCUAGUCUCCUUCGGUGAUUGAUCCUGGGGACAAUCCUAUUUUCAUUUUUUAUCUCGGAAUCGGUGAUUUUUAUCGGGAUUUAUUAUCGAAUGGCCAGUGAAUUCGAGUUUUUCAAGUGCUGUGUAAACAUCGGGCAUGAGGAUCAUGGGGGAUAGGAGACGGCGGACUGAAGCCUCCGGUCGGCGGUAUCCACUGCGGGUAGCCGUGAUCGCGUAGGAGCGAUUCGGCGUACCCGCGAAUUGCAAUCGCGAUUCCGUCGGGGGAGUUGGGGGAGAGAGUUGGGCCGAUUUGUGGCUAAUCAGCUGGGGAUCAGUGGUUAUAGAUUUUGGGGGAGAGUCAGGAAGCCGGGGGUGUACAACUGAGGGCUCGCAGGUGACGGAUAAAGGAUUAUUUGAGAGGGUUGAGGGGGGAUGCAGGGCGAAGGGGUGGCGGCAUGGAGGAGCCCUCGACGGAGGCUCUCAUGCAGGCGGGCUUCAUCUUCGUUGUCGGCAUUGCCAUCAUACUCUCGAAUCUUCUCAUCAUCGCUACUUACCUCAACUUUCGUGGUCCCUCCGAGGUGAUAAACUACUAUUUACUGUCACUGGCAACAGCAGAUUUGUUUUGUGGUCUGCUGGUUGUGCCCCUUUCCGUAUAUCCUGCCUUGAUGAAAAGAUGGGUCUACGGAGAUAUUGUUUGUCGUCUCGUUGGAUACCUGGAGGUGACACUGUGGGCAGUUUCGGUCUACACCUUCAUGUGGAUGUCCGUUGAUCGUUAUUUGGCCGUCAGGAAACCAUUGCGGUAUGAGACUGUGCAAACGAAAACGCGUUGUCAGUGUUGGAUGGCCUUCACAUGGAUAAGUGUAGCUAUGAUGUGUUGUCCACCUUUACUCGGCUUCAACAAACCGAUCUUCGAUGAGCAGGCCUUCAUCUGCAUGCUCGACUGGGGCAACAUGGCUGCAUAUACAAUUACCCUAUCGAUACUUGUACUUGGUCCCUCGGUCAUUACCAUUGUUUACACCUACUUUUACAUAUUCUCGAUGAAAUUGAAACUGAGAUCCGGUGUACCCAUACACGACAAGGAAUAUGCAACAGCACUGUCCGAGAAUCUCAGCAAUCCCAGUCACUACAUGUCAUUCGCCCUGAUAAUGACAUUCUGGUUGUCCUGGACACCCUACGCCAUGCUCAGAAUUUAUAUCAGUAUUGAAGGACCUACUGAGGUACCCUUCCUUCACUUCGCAGUGGUGUGGUUCGGCGUGACGAACAGCUUCUGGAAGGCUUUCAUCCUGGGUACCAUGAGCCCCCAGUUUCGUUUGGCUGCCCGGGUACUUUGUCUCACCCUGUGUUGCCGGCACAGGAGACUUCCGCCAGAACUCCUGGGUCUCGACGACGACGACUAACUCCACUUUUUUUUUUUAUCAAACCAACGGAAGAAUAACUGAUAAUAAUUGAAAGGAAAAAACUGUGAAAUGACUCGUGCACAUGCACAUUCCUAGAGGAUCUUUACCUUUCCCUCGAUUGAUCAGUGGAUUUUCCACUAUUUCAUUGUUGUUUUUAUUCGAUUGAGUAAUGAGACACGUGCGAAGAAUUGAAAAUCAGAUUUCAAAUCUGACUUUAUCUAGUCUCACUGAAUUUUUGAAAAAUCGCCGGGGUAAAAUUGCUAAGAUAAUCUUGCUUCGCUCAAUCUAGAGUCUGUUAAUUAGCCCAAUUUAUUUCAGCUACCAACCGGCAAAACGAGUCGAUUUUCAGAGGAGGAUAUCUCCGAACGUGAGGCAGAUAUCAAAAGUAUUGUCAUGACCUUUUUUGGAGAACUAAUUGUGAACUCAAGAAAAGUCCAUUACGAAUAUUUCGCGGGAUCCAUCAGGUGCGGAGAUAUCCAUCGAAGUUCAUUGAGAUAACUCGUUCUGCCCAUUCGCUGCUGAUUUGUACAAAUGGUGAGCGCGAAUCACUGAAAAUUAAAAAAAAAAAUCACGAAUAUCUCGUGUAGAUAACAGAUGUUCAGAAGACGAGAGGAAAAAAAUAAUCGUUGCCUAUCUACGUUGUAAGAAGACGCUCAAUAAAUGUCGUAGUGAGCUAAAACAAAUAAUUGAAGAACAAUGAGAAAUAAAGUAAACAUAAUAUUAAAGAAAAAAAACUAGUCAAUUAAUGUGAGAUGCCUCUACGAAUGUGUAGCGUCAACGAUUACGAUAACAAGAUUAAUCAACGGGGAAAGGUAGAGAAUGGAGGGCACAUUCGGUGAGCCGAUCGUGUCUUUUUUUUUCAAAAAGUCAAAUUUGCUUUUUUGGACUUCUCUUUAUACUCUCAGUCCGAGGAACGUCCGAUCGGCUUUCACGUCAGAUUAUUAACGAUCUACUCUUGAGCUACGCUGUCUCACUGUAAUUUUGAGGAAACGAUGAGAAAAAAAACCCUCAGGAGCCAGUCUAGCUCGUGUUCGUUCCUUGUUCGGCGAAUUUAUAUUUAUUUAAUUCAAUGUUUGUUUACCACUGAUUAGUCUUACUCACUAGGGAGUGCUCGAUGUUUAAUUAGUUUUUGUUCCAGGUGGAAACUCUGAAAUCGUGAAAAGUAUGAGAAUUGUAAAGUAUUACAAAUUGUAUGAACUGACUCUAUCUAAAAAAAAAAACCAAAUGGCAAAAUGAGAAGACAAUAAAAAAUAAUUGAGGAAUAAAUUCAAAAAGAAUAAGAAAAAUUUUUAAUUGGUGGACAUUUGAUAAUGAGAAGACAAUGGAGGAAUGAUCUUCGAAAAAAGAGACUCCACUCGGAAGCAAAUUGUUGAUGUAUUGAUAAGAAUAAUUACCCUUACUUAUAAAAUCCGCAAUUAUUCAAUUGUUUAUUAUGAUAGUUGUGCGAAUAAUGUACAGUUUAAUCCACUCAAGCCGAACGGGGAUCGAAGCCCUAGUGCGUCUUUAAUUGGACGUUUUUUUGACUCUCUUAUACAUGACGUAAAUUAAACGCAAGAGGACAUAAUAAUUAUCUAAUGGCAGAGUAAAGCGUAGCGCAAUCAACAACAGCUGUCACUAAUGACGCAGCUACCUAGUAAGACCUUCGAUAGAAAAGAGAUAAUGAAAUUCUUUGUAAGUCUCUUUGAGGAGAAAAAAAUUGAGUGGUUACACCCUCUGACCCUUUAUUCAUUAUAUUUAUCUCUUUUCUUUUCAUUGCGCUCGUGAAUUUUGUUUAGAAGGAAUGACAAUAUGGUUUUAGUUAUGAUCAGAUUAAUUUAGUCUAGUCAUUGCUCCUGGAGCUGUUUGUGAAGCAUGAAGCUGCAUCAUCUCGUCAUAUGAAUGAUAUUUAUUUAUUUGCAACAUUGAAGAUUAUUUGGUGAUUAUAUUUGUUUAUUAAUCUAGGAUAGAUUUGGAUUAUUCAUUAUUACGAGUCACAGCAGCGGGACUGCCACGUUAUUGUCAAGGUUGGUGAUUAGUGAAGAAACAAAUUGUUAAUAACAAAAUGCUGCAGAGUAUUAUUCAACAGAGGACUAAAUAAAAUCGUGUAAAUAAUGUUACAUUAAUUAUAAUUAAAGUAUACAUCUAUAUAGCUGACAUGAUUUUAUUAAAUUUCUUUCAAUUACAUCUCAUUUUUCCUUGCAAAUGGAGACGUUGUAAUUUUUUCCAUUUUCAUUAUUUUCUUUUUAGCAUUUUACUUGGAAAUUAUGGAGGAUCGUUGAAAAUUUCAAGGCGACAUUUACCGAUUUCCUAUUUGGUAGUCACUUCUUCGGAAGUUUAACAAUUGAAUGGGAGAAAUCAGAAGAUAACUGGAAACCGGUUCAACUCAAUUUUUCAUUCGAUUUUUAUUUAGUCGAUCAGUUUUCAGAAAUAUCUCGGAAUCCCGGGUUGAUAUCGAAAUUUUUAUCAGAACGUUUUCUGCGGGUCUCAUUGGGAGCUACAAAAUAGCGUAUUACGCAACAAGUGCAAACACGUUAUAUGUAUAUAACGCACCUGUUUCGUACACUAUUUGACGGCAUUGGGCCCGUAAUUCCUGAUAUUUCGCUAUCUCUCUUAGAUCUGUUGAUAUUUCUCAAAAACUGGUGAAAGCUAAUCUGACUCGAGCUAUAAUCAUCCCAACAAAUUUGAAUUUCCAAAAAUCAACAUUCCAAAAAAUUAAACAUCGACAUUCUAUUUUUCGGAAACAGUUUAAAAGUAGGAGAAUCGAUUGUAAAUUAAAUGUAUUAAAACCCCGAAUAAUUUUUAAAAUAUUCCCCUAGUUUUUUUAUUUUUUUUAAUUAAUUAUCGGUAGUUCAUGGCAUGGUAGGGGUAGAAAUAGAUUAUUCGCGGGUUUUUCCCUGAUUUCACAUUGCGACGUGCAUGCGCGAAAAUGUAUUCUACUAACAAAGGGGGUGUUAAAAAAAUAAGAGACUCCGAGGGGCUGAGAGAUAAAUAAUAUUGUGAUAUGGAAGCCCCGAGAGCUGGAGUGUGUGACCUCGAGCUCGACGAAUUCCAUUAAUACAAAAUUCAUUAAGGGAAUACAAAAAUAGUUUCAUUGAUAAAAAUUAUAAUGAUAAUCUUGGGAAAUUACUGAAUUAUUUAUAGGGCGAUGUAUUUGCAGUCACAUACGAAUAGAUCCUUACAGAUUUCUCAACGGUUUUCGUCAUCAAUUAAUCAACGAUUGAUUAAAUUUUUGUACCUAGGUAGUUACUAGUUUUGUACUAGUUUUGUAACGUACCUCAGCAGGGGCGUGUUGUUAUUAAUUAUUGCUCCAACUUUUAACCCUCAAACACUGACGUACGGAAAAAUUUCUUAGUUAAAAAAUGAAUGAGUUAUUGCCAAUAUUUUCUCAUUGUUUAAUUAUUAUUUUUGAUGGUGGAAUAACUUUCCUACGCACUCCGUAAAGUUUGCAAAAAGUUUAUGAUUUUAUAAACAUUUUGACGAAAUUCCUCUUUAAAUGGAAAUUCAUGAAUAUAAUCGAAUAAUCGAAAUGUGGUUGCAGUCUUUGAGGAUUAAAACGCAGAAAAGGAGCCGUUGUAGAAUUUAAAAAACAAUCAAAUUACUGACAACAAAUCAUCUUGCAAAUUAAUAAAGGUGAAGGAAAUUAACAUGGGGUCGUGCAGUAGCUUAAAUUACUUUUUCAUGAGGGCAAAAUGAAAUGUCGACAAUUGUUUGACAAAGCUUAGAAAAUCUACAUUUUGUCUCCGGUAUAUUUCCAUUUCAUUAUCACUGCGACAUUAUGGUUUUUAAGAUAUGAUCCCGGAAGUAGACAUUUCGUAGAUUAUAUUCUAGAGCGUUUCAACCUUUCAAAUUUCAACAAUAUCUAAUAAAUAAGGAAGGUUUAUCCAAAA